Molecule: messenger RNA, 357 nt
Organism: Miscanthus lutarioriparius
Lineage: Eukaryota; Viridiplantae; Streptophyta; Magnoliopsida; Poales; Poaceae
Source: the annotation of a GenBank genome assembly
AUGGCUGGACUGCUGGAGAAGCCACUCAGGAUGAAGAAGUCCAAGGAUCAUAUGGAUCUUGCUGCUAUGCGGUAUCAUCAGUAUGAGAUGAAGGUUUCACCCAUGCCGAUACAAUCAAUGCGAGGCCUUCUUCUUGACAGAAUCCAUUUUGUAUAUCUCAAAGCAAUUUCUGCUUUGCCAAUUGAAGAUUUCUGGAGUCGGCACCACCGUGGCCUCCUCAAGGCCGGUUACUGUUAUGGUCCAUUCAAUCCUAUCUUCAAUAUCAUUGUCAAUUCAAUCCUAUCUUCAAUAUCAUUGUCAACACUAUCUGGUAUGACACCGCAUUCCCUGCACCAAAAGAAUUCAAGCUCGACAUGA